Messenger RNA from Sciurus carolinensis (gray squirrel), 841 nucleotides. RefSeq names its product single stranded DNA binding protein 1 (gene Ssbp1). Gene Ontology annotation, biological process: positive regulation of helicase activity; mitochondrial DNA replication. Bases 216 to 662 code for a protein of 148 amino acids. The transcript is spliced from 7 exons. NCBI's taxonomy places the organism in Eukaryota, Metazoa, Chordata, Mammalia, Rodentia, Sciuridae. Gene Ontology annotation, molecular function: single-stranded DNA binding. The record is from RefSeq and is a predicted model, not a curated record. Gene Ontology annotation, cellular component: mitochondrial nucleoid.
GAGUAAGGAAGGGCGCGAGCCCAGUGUUGGUGGUGUUGCGUGCCUGCGCGAAUCGGGAGGUGGUGCUGUGUCGGUGUUUUCUCUUCUUAUUCGAGGGAAGGACUCCGCCGUUUCUUCCCAAGUUGUUGGGUGGGAGCGUCACGUUUGGGAAAGGGCGUCCGUCAUCCCAGCGGAAAAGAUAAAAGUUUAGAUUGUAAUAAAAGAAAAUAGAAGCCAUGUUUCGAAGACCUGUAUUACAGGUACUUCAUCAGUUUGUAAGACAUGAGUCUGAAAUAGCCAGCAGUUUGGUUCUUGAAAGAUCUCUUAAUCGUGUGCAGUUACUUGGGCGAGUGGGUCAGGACCCAGUCCUGAGACAGGCGGAAGGGAAAAAUCCAGUAACAAUAUUUUCUCUAGCAACAAAUGAGAUGUGGCGAUCAGGGGAGAAUGAAGAAUACCAAAUGGGUGACAUCAGUCAAAAGACAACAUGGCAUAGGAUAUCAGUGUUCCGGCCAGGCCUCAGAGAUGUAGCAUAUCAGUAUGUGAAAAAGGGGUCUCGAAUUUAUGUGGAAGGAAAAGUAGACUAUGGUGAAUACAUGGAUAAAAAUAAUGUGAGGCGACAAGCAACAACAAUCAUAGCUGAUAACAUUAUAUUUCUGAGUGACCAGACAAAAGAAAAGGCAUAAAAUGGACGAUUCUUCUUUGGCCAUUGUUUGGUAUAGUCCCAUUUCCGAAUCAUGUGUAGUCUUUAUAGUUUCUAAGGACAAGAAUUAAAAUACCCUUUUAUAUAAAUGCGUGAUAAUAUUUUUCCUGACUGUCACUGCUUUUCCCCUUUUUGUCGCAUAAACAUCAGUAGUUCCUGUCA